CGGGUUUCCCUUUAAAAGGGGGCAAGGCUCAAUGCUGGGAAUUCACGUCAUUUCGCCGUUUUACACACAUCCAGAUCAAUGAGAGAGAGAGAGAGAGAGAGAGUCCGUCGGUCUCUCUCACUCUUUAGUCUUGCUCUUCCAGGAAGGGAUUAUUAACCAGCACGCUGCCGACAUAUGAAGAGAAAACACACGCAGACAAAAGAAGUUUUCGCACCGACAGCCGCGCUAUGGACCGGAGCAGCAGAUAAAAGCAAUCAAAAGCAGCCUACAUGAAAAAAACAACUUAUCCCACAACAACAAGCCGAGCAGUCGGACUGCCGCUUCUUCUUCUUCUUCUUCUUCUACUGCUGCUGCUGUGUGUGUUUCUAUAGGGACACAGGACAGGAGAUAAAAGAGAGCACAACGGGAAAGUGGAAGGAGAGAAGUUGACGGGAGAUAAUGUCUGAAUCCUCCUCCGCUGCGAACAAGCAGGAGAGGAGCUCUUUCAGUCCUUCCGCGAACACGCUGCCAAACUCCACUUCCUCCCCCGUCCAUGCUCCCGCCGCGAGGCCAGCCAGCCGAAUGGAGGACGAGCCUGCCAGGCUGCCCGCGCACCUGCGUCUGCAGCCAGUCUUUUGGAGCAGGGAUGAUGUGGCCCAGUGGCUGCGAUGGGCAGAGAAGGAGUUUGCUCUGCGGCCGAUCACCAGCGGCUCUUUCCAGAUGAACGGCAAAGCGUUGCUGCUGCUCACUAAGGAGGACUUCCGCUACAGAUCCCCCCACUCUGGGGACGUCUUGUAUGAGCUGCUGCAGCACAUCCUGAAGCAGAGGAAGCCCCAUGUGUUUUACCCGUCUGCGUACUUCCCUGGGAACUCCUUCCACUCGCUGCCUGAAAGCGCUGUGCAGCACCUGAAGCUUGAAGAAACGGUACGGCGUGCACCACGUGGCACAGAGCCACUCCCCCAGCAUCCACCAACCAUCGAGCUGCGGCACCGCUCCCGCUCGCCCCACCAUCCAACCACCAGACGAUCCCCUCCUGAGCCAAACCACCCCCGCCCAGCCAAUGAAGACCCCCUACAGACCUUCUCCCAGCUGCCUGACAGCAACCACCACCUGCCUGAGGAAAUGUACCCUCUGUCGGUGUCCCCGGCUGCGCCAAACGGCCGUUGUGUGACGCCCCGUGAAGCCCCGUGCCCGGGCAGCCCUGGGGGACAAGAGGCGGUACCUCCUCGGGUCAUCCAGCUCAUGCCCAGCGCCAUCAUGAACCCCCUGUUCCUCAGCCCAAACAGGAGUGGCGGAGUUGCCGCCAGUGACUUCAGGCACAGUCGUGGUGGAACCCCGUCUCAGGCGACGCUUGAGAAUGGGCGUGAGGAGAAGGUCCACAGCCAACACCAGAUACCGCUGGCCCAGCAGCAGCAACAGCAGCAUCUGCUGCAGCAGCAGGAGGAGGCACUUUACAGGAACCACGUCAUCAUGCCCGUGUCUCCUCCAGAGGAGCAACAAAUACCCAUUGGACGAAUAGCAGACUGCAGGUUGCUGUGGGACUACGUCUACCAGCUCCUGUCAGACAGCAGGUACGAGAACUACAUCCGCUGGGAGGAUGCAGAGAACAAAGUCUUCCGCAUCAUGGACCCCAACGGCCUGGCCAGGCUUUGGGGCAAUCACAAGAACAGGACCAAUAUGACGUACGAGAAGAUGUCGCGAGCACUGAGACACUACUACAAACUCAACAUUAUCAGGAAAGAGCCUGGGCAAAGACUUCUAUUCAGGUUCAUGAAAACCCCUGAUGAGAUAAUGAACGGACAGACGGACCGGCUGGAGCACAUGGAGUCCGACACAGAUGAACAAAUCUACAUCAAAGAGGAAUGCUGAGGAGCUCCGGGAAAAACGAGUACAUGAACUACUUACUACUACUACUACUACUACUACAGCCCCUGAUGCCUUUCAGAAGCAGCCUGAACAAUGUGGAGCGUGUGGAUGUUCGCUUGUAUCAGUCCUACACAGACAAACAUGACAUCUGAUCUUUCUUAAGAUUGCCUUAGGGUGAUAUUUUUUCUGAUGUCAAAUGGAAAAAAAGAAACGGCUUCAGUUGUUUUGAUUUUCCUGAUGGACCGCGCUGAGACGACUUUUUAAGUUUCUUUUUAUUUCUGAAUGAACUGCAAAAGCCAAUCACUUUCAUCCUUAUGUCACUUUUAUGACAUUUUUUUUGUCCCAUCACAUGCAUUAUACUAUGGAAUUUUUCUGUUUGUAUAAAGAAAAUUGGGUGUGUGUAUAUGUGUGUGUGUGUGUGUGAGAGCGAGAGAGACAGGAAUGUUUUCACCAUGGAAUAAACAUUUUUGAUCAAACUGUA
Molecule: messenger RNA, 2326 nt
Organism: Scatophagus argus
Lineage: Eukaryota; Metazoa; Chordata; Actinopteri; Scatophagidae
Gene: etv6
Product: ETS variant transcription factor 6
Exons: 8
Coding region: 439-1848 (469 amino acids)
Biological process (GO): regulation of transcription by RNA polymerase II; cell differentiation
Cellular component (GO): nucleus
Molecular function (GO): sequence-specific DNA binding; DNA-binding transcription factor activity, RNA polymerase II-specific
Source: RefSeq, a predicted model, not a curated record